AUCCAUUUGCUUUUGACCCUUUUUCUCUUAUGCCUGCAUGUGUGCUUAUGUACUAUUACAGGCUGUGUGCAUUUUUUUUCCUUCCAUUUUUAUUUGCCUAUCCACAUUGAUUGCAGGUUUCAGUGGUUCUUGUUAUUUUUUUGGCAUUGUAUCAAAAUGCAAGCUUUUUUGGUGGUGAAUGUAAUUUAUUUUAUUUUUAUUUUUGAAGAUAUGCUUGUGAAACCAGGCCUUUUAAAUAUAAUAAGGUAAAUUAGAAACACCUCUUUGGUAUGUAGUACUUGCAUUUUGUGAGUUCUGUUCACCUAGAUUACUCCAGUCCUCCAAUGAGACUUCUUGGAAGAAGGUACUAAGCUACAAGUAGGUGAGCAUUUUAUCUGCAAAAAGGAUCCCGUUUUAUUUACCUUUAUUCUGCCAAAGGACUGACACACUCUUAUAUUUAUCUGAAUAUCUUAUAAUCAUUUUUAUUUAGACAUCACGUGGCUGAUAUGCAUUAUCCAAUAAACUUAUUAAUUAAGAUAAUUUAACCUCUGAAUUUGACAAAAGUAAAAUAGCUGUGUUUGGAGGAGAUAGUUAGAUUAUCUUCCCACAAUUAAACAGUUCUGGUUUCUCUAGAAAAAACAGAAUAUAUCUUGCUCUCCAAGUUUUAGACUACUUCACAGUGCAACAGUGAAUAUAUUUUCCUUCUUUCAGCAAGUACAAGAGGAACAGACCUAUGACUGGAAACUAAUGGAGAGUGGCAACUCCUUAUAGAGCAUAUACCAUAGUUCUUGUUUUUUCUUUUCUUCUAUUUUCUUUCUUUCCUGCCUCCAGUUCUAAGGGAAAACAGUCUUGACCCUGGGGAAAAAUCACCUUGAAAGUGUAUAUAAAUUACGCAGCAGCUAGCUCUAUAAUAAUAAGAGUGUUCUUUAAAGGAACAGCAACUUGUGACUCUACAGGUAACCAACAGGGAACCAAAUUUUUGAAAAGAAUGGAAGAAUUAGCUGUUUCAUUGACAUAUGGGGUGGAAGCAGAGGAAUGGGGUAAAUUUCUUCAUACCAAAAAUAAGCUUUACACGGAUUUUGAUGAAAUUCGACAAGAAAUUGAAAAUGAAACAGAAAGAAUAUCAGGAAAUAACAAGGGAGUAAGCCCUGAACCAAUUCAUCUUAAGAUUUUUUCACCCAACGUUGUCAAUUUGACACUUGUGGAUUUGCCAGGAAUGACCAAGGUGCCUGUAGGUGAUCAACCUAAGGAUAUUGAGCUUCAGAUCAGAGAGCUCAUUCUUCGGUUCAUCAGUAACCCAAAUUCCAUUAUCCUCGCUGUCACUGCUGCUAAUACAGAUAUGGCAACAUCAGAGGCACUUAAAAUUUCAAGAGAGGUAGAUCCAGAUGGUCGCAGAACCCUAGCUGUAAUCACUAAACUUGAUCUCAUGGAUGCGGGUACUGAUGCCAUGGAUGUAUUGAUGGGAAGGGUUAUUCCCGUCAAACUUGGAAUAAUUGGAGUAGUUAACAGGAGCCAGCUAGAUAUUAACAACAAGAAGAGUGUAACUGAUUCAAUCCGUGAUGAGUAUGCUUUUCUUCAAAAGAAAUAUCCAUCUCUGGCCAAUAGAAAUGGAACAAAAUAUCUUGCUAGGACUCUAAACAGGUUACUGAUGCAUCACAUCAGAGACUGCUUACCAGAGUUGAAAACAAGAAUAAAUGUUCUAGCUGCUCAGUAUCAGUCUCUUCUCAAUAGCUACGGUGAACCUGUGGAUGAUAAAAGUGCUACUUUACUCCAGCUUAUUACCAAAUUUGCCACAGAAUAUUGUAACACUAUUGAAGGAACUGCAAAAUAUAUUGAAACUUCGGAACUAUGCGGUGGUGCUAGAAUUUGUUAUAUUUUCCAUGAGACUUUUGGGCGAACCUUAGAAUCUGUUGAUCCACUUGGUGGCCUUAACACUAUUGACAUUUUGACUGCCAUUAGAAAUGCUACUGGUCCUCGUCCUGCUUUGUUUGUGCCUGAAGUUUCUUUUGAGUUACUGGUCAAGCGGCAAAUCAAACGUUUAGAAGAGCCCAGCCUCCGCUGUGUGGAACUGGUUCAUGAGGAAAUGCAAAGGAUUAUUCAGCACUGUAGCAAUUACAGUACACAGGAAUUGUUACGAUUUCCUAAGCUUCACGAUGCCAUAGUUGAAGUGGUGACUUGUCUUCUUCGUAAAAGAUUGCCUGUUACAAAUGAAAUGGUCCAUAACUUAGUGGCAAUUGAAUUGGCUUAUAUCAACACAAAACAUCCAGACUUUGCUGAUGCUUGUGGGCUAAUGAAUAAUAAUAUAGAGGAACAGAGGAGAAACAGGCUAGCCAGAGAAUUACCUUCAGCUGUAUCACGAGACAAGUCUUCUAAAGUUCCAAGUGCUUUGGCACCUGCCUCCCAGGAGCCCUCCCCUGCUGCUUCUGCUGAGGCUGAUGGCAAGUCAAUUCAGGACAGCAGAAGAGAAACUAAAAAUGUUGCGUCUGGAGGUGGUGGGGUUGGAGAUGGUGUUCAAGAACCAACAACAGGCAACUGGAGAGGAAUGCUGAAAACUUCAAAAGCUGAAGAGUUAUUAGCAGAAGAAAAAUCAAAACCCAUUCCAAUUAUGCCAGCCAGUCCACAGAAAGGUCAUGCUGUGAAUCUGCUGGAUGUGCCAGUUCCUGUUGCACGAAAACUAUCUGCUCGGGAACAGCGAGACUGUGAGGUUAUUGAACGACUCAUCAAAUCAUAUUUUCUCAUUGUCAGAAAGAAUAUUCAAGACAGUGUGCCAAAGGCAGUAAUGCAUUUUUUGGUUAAUCAUGUGAAAGACACUCUUCAGAGUGAGCUAGUAGGCCAGCUGUAUAAAUCAUCCUUAUUGGAUGAUCUUCUGACUGAAUCUGAGGACAUGGCACAGCGCAGGAAAGAAGCGGCUGAUAUGCUAAAGGCAUUACAAGGAGCUAGUCAAAUUAUUGCUGAAAUCCGAGAGACUCAUCUUUGGUGAAGAGAACUGUAUAAUACUCAGCCUUUGUUGACUCAAAAACUUGCUAGUUACUGCCUGAGUAGAAUUUUAUUUAUGAACUCCUGUGCACUGCAAUGGUAUGAAUCUGCUCAUGUGAAGACUGGCUGUAAACUGAAAAGUGUAUUCCAUAUUGCAGAACAAAUCGCACAUUUAAUCCAAAUAAUAAAUGGCUGUUUCUAAAGUUUCCCAGUAUAUAUAAAAUACAUCAACUCUGUCUUGUGACAGUUUCAUUGGAACUUAAAAAGAACUGUUAAUGUUCUAGUUGUACAAAGCAGUUUGCCUGUGGAUAAGAUGACCUGUGUAAUCUUUGUUAGUAAUCUUAAAGCUGCUGCCAUAGUCCUCCAAGAAGAAAGCACCAAGACAACAUUUCAUAUGACUAUAAUGCAUGUACUAUAUAAACUGAGCUGGCUUUGAAAGAUGUGAGUUGGCAAGUUCCUCACAUAGAGUCAUUGUAUUCCACCUGUCCUUCAAUUUAGUUUUUCUGAGCUUCUCUGCAGACUUUGAUGUGUUUUUAAGAAUGCUGAAUGCACAAAAGGAUCUGUGACACCGACAUGGAUGUGGUGUGCAUACUGUGUAGUUACAUAGCCCUUCCAAUUCUGGGUCCAUUUGCCCUAGCAUAUUAAAAAUUAAAAUAUGCUUUGAUUCAUACUUAAACCGGUAAGCAUAAAUGCCUACAUUAAUUCCUACAUUAAAAACAACAGCCAUCUACCCUUGAUGAUCUAGUAAGAGUUGGUAAUGAUGGCCAGUUCCUUUUAGUUUUAGACAAUUCAGUGAUGACCUAAAUCUCCCUUAACUUGCAAAUAGAGUAGUAGUAACAAAGGUACAUCUUUAAAAUGGAGCUCUUACACCAGCCUCUAAGAUUCACUUUGAGGUGGGACUUAAAACCAAUAUACUGUGUGUGUAUGCUGGUAAUAGCUACUUUUGUUUUACAGCAUACAAACAAAAUAUAUUCCAACAAAAUAUAUUAGAAUAGUUAUGAAACUACUUGAGGAGUUUUGUUAUUGAAAGAAAAACACCCAGAUAGACAAACUCCUUAAGACUUACAGACUUAAACUGCAUUUAUGGGGUAGUGAUGAGGUUUAGAACAUGUAAUUCCCCAG
Sapajus apella (tufted capuchin) is the source of this 4077-nucleotide messenger RNA. It is a transcript of the gene DNM1L, whose product is annotated as dynamin 1 like. The transcript is spliced from 19 exons. The record is from RefSeq and is a predicted model, not a curated record. Bases 968 to 2959 code for a protein of 663 amino acids. Gene Ontology annotation, biological process: mitochondrial fission; mitochondrial fragmentation involved in apoptotic process. Lineage: Eukaryota; Metazoa; Chordata; Mammalia; Primates; Cebidae. Gene Ontology annotation, cellular component: microtubule; mitochondrion; cytoplasm. Gene Ontology annotation, molecular function: microtubule binding; GTPase activity; GTP binding.